AUGGCAUUGCUACUCCGUCAACAAAAAGCAAUCCAAAACAUUGCAAAAGUGUCUUUACAGCAUGUAUCCAGAUACUUCAGCAACACUUCCCGAGCACAGGCAGACUUUACCCACGCAGUCAUCGGCGGUGGAGCAGUGGGUCUAGCAAUUGCCCGCCGCUUGCAACAACACUCUCCCUCUGCCUCUACAGUAUUAAUCGAGCAGCACAAAGCCGUAGGCACGGAAACCAGCAGCCGCAACAGCGAAGUCAUCCACGCAGGAAUCUACUACGGCCACGACUCGCUAAAGACAAAACUAUGCGUGCAAGGCAAGGAAAUGCUUUACGAACUCUGUGCCAAACACGAGAUCCCGUAUAGGAAUUGUGGCAAGUGGGUUGUUGCGCAGGAUGACACGCAAGCCGAAGCGAUCAAAAAAGUGCACGAGUUUGCGAGUAGUAUCGGUGUGCCUACGAGAUUUUUGAGUAAAGAAGAGGCUCAGCGCAGAGAACCUGAGGUUAGGGCCGAAUCUGCAGUACUAGAAUCACCGACGACUGGUAUUCUGGACAGUCACGCUUACAUGACAUUUCUCCACGGCAGCUUUGAAGAUGCCGGUGGCGAUACAGCUCUCGGCGCAAAAGUUACGCGUAUAGAGGCACCCACUCCAAAAUCGCCAGACUGGAAAAUCUACACUGUAGACCCACAAGACGGCAAUGCAGAAACCGAGCCCAUCACUGCAGAGAUUCUCGUCAACUCUGCAGGUCUAUAUGCCUGCCACAUCAAUAACAUGAUCUUGCCAAAGGACAGACACAUGCAACCGUUUUACGCGAAGGGAAACUACUUUUCCUAUGCAGCUGGACAUCCCAACCCUGGCGUGUUGGUCUAUCCAGCUCCCGUGCCCGGACAAGGCGGUCUAGGCACCCAUCUAACGCUAGACAUGGCAGGUCGCGUCCGCUUCGGUCCAGACGUCGAGUGGGUAGACAGUCCCAGCGACUACACGCCCACAUCUGACCCCGCGCGCUUCCGUGCCGCAAUUGCAGAUAUUAAAAAGUACCUCCCUGGCAUCGACGAAUCUGCUGUAGCGCUGGAUUACGCAGGCAUAAGGCCCAAGCUAGGAAAACUGGGUGCUGUGGGUGCGGGAAAGGGCUUUCAAGACUUUUAUAUCAAGAAAGAGGAGGGUUAUAAUGGGUUUGUGAAUCUGUUGGGUAUUGAGAGUCCGGGGUUGACGAGUAGUUUGGCGAUUGCUGAGGAGGUUCAUCGGCUGUUGUACCGAUGA
This is a messenger RNA of Aureobasidium musti, 1251 nucleotides long. The record is from the annotation of a GenBank genome assembly. Lineage: Eukaryota; Fungi; Ascomycota; Dothideomycetes; Dothideales; Saccotheciaceae.